AUGAGCAACCUCCGCCAGCAGGGGCUGAAGCAGCCCGCCGUGCCGGAGCGCUACCCCCCCGCGGCGGCGGCCGAGCCGGGGGCCGCCAGGAGGCGGGCGGGCGGGCCGCCGGACAAGGCCCCGCCCCGGGUCGACGGGGGGCCGCUGUUCCACGGUCACCAUGACGACCGUCUCCAGGGCCUCGUCCCCGGACCGGAGCCCCGGCGCCCGCUCCCCGGUCUCCGUCCUCUCCGUCAGCACCGCCCCGGUGCUGGAGGAGGCGUCGGGACCCCCGGAGCUCCGGGACGGGACCCCCGGCCGCAGCGUCUUCAGGCUGACCCCGGAGAAGCAGCCCGCCCCGGGCAGGAAGUCCAACAUCACCACCACCGAGGACAACCGGAUCCACAUCCACCUGGGCCCGGCGGGGCCGCGCCCGGGGGAGGGGCCCGGGGCCGCGCCCGGGGGAGGGGCCCGGGGCUGAGCGUCCGGACGCUGGGCGUGGCCGAGGGGAGGGAGACCUCCACGGGGACGGUCCUCCGGUCCCCUCGCCAGGCCGGCGCCACGGCGACAGGGAAGAUGACGAGCAGCAUCACCAUCACGCCCAUCACCUCGGCAACCUGCCGGCCCACGCAGCCGCCGCCCGGCGCCGCGUCCCGGAUCCCGAUGUCCAGGGGCCUGAAGACCUCCGCCAAGGCGGGCGCGGCCGUCGCCACGGUAACCAGGAUGGAGUCGCGCUCCGAGGGUCAGCUGAUGAAGAUCGAGCUGAGGAGGUCGGCCGGGUGUGGCCCCGCCUCCUCGUCGGGCGGGAAGAGCUGAGCGUCUCCGUGGCGACGGCGUCUGGUCACGCGGACGACAAGAUGUCCGCCGGACCCCUCGGGCUAGUGGGCGGGGCUUAGAGCCGACCGCAUUUAGUGGAAUAAAAACCAGGUUAUUUUAUGGAUAUUAUUGUUGAAUGAUGAUUUUUAUCGAUGUUAUUUUAUUCAGCAGGCGAAGAUAUCGACUCAUUUGCAUGGUUUAAGAGGACUCAAAGCACUGGUUAUUCUGAACUACACGUGCCUUGACUGUAAUGCCUUCUCGUUGGGGACGGUCAGCUAGAGUAUAUUUUAAUAUAACUCACAUUUAUACCAUGUGUUUAUUUAUCUGCUCACACACACACACACACACACACACACUUGUGCAGCCCCCCCCCAGCCCCAGGGUCUGUCUCAGUCUGACUCGGGCCAGGUGAGGCUGCUGAG
Gadus morhua (Atlantic cod) is the source of this 1217-nucleotide messenger RNA. Its product is annotated as translation initiation factor IF-2-like. Lineage: Eukaryota; Metazoa; Chordata; Actinopteri; Gadiformes; Gadidae. The record is from RefSeq and is a predicted model, not a curated record. Bases 1 to 795 code for a protein of 264 amino acids. The transcript is spliced from 3 exons.